GGCUGGACGACUAACUUGAUCUUUUGUUACUGUUUCAGGAGUUAGCACAGUGUACCCAAAUAACAGUUCUUGAAUUUGAUUCGGAAAUGAUCUGUAGUUAUGUAAUAUUUUGAAGGAAAAACAAAACAAAAAACAUUCGAUCGCACACUUAAUUCGUGUAAAAUGAUUAUUAACAAUAUUACAGAGAAUGGAACGGAUUCGGACACGUUUUCUACGGCUGUAGUUAUCGAAUCAAUUUGUAGUUGCAGUCUUUCAAUAAUUGGAUCUUUUGUUAUUUUCGGAACAUAUAUAUUUAUCCCGGAUAUACGAAACUCAACAAGGAAGCUGGUCACAUUCCUGACUGCAGCGGACCUUAUGACGGCACUUGGAAUCAUCACUUCGGCCUUGGCACAUUUGGCUGGAACUCAGAAAACGGUAUGCACCCCACAGAGUCUCAUAACUACAUAUUCCAGCGUAGUUUCGUUUAAUCUAACGGUUGCCAUAGCAAUCCAUAUAUUCGCUACCGUUGUGUACAGAACGGACAAAACUUCAUCACGGAUGUUCCUGCUUUGGGCUAACAUCAUCAGUUGGUUUAUUCCUGGAAUAGUCGUAGGAGCUGCUGGUGCAAAUAAUGUUCUUGGAAGAGACAGAACAGAAAGUGUUGGUACUGCUCCAUGGUGUUGGAUUAAGCGUGAUAACAAUAAUUAUGCACUUUGGAUGUUUCUCACUGGAAAAGGAUGGGAGUUCCUGUGCUAUCUCAUAACAACUACGCUGUAUGUUCUAUUGAAAUUUUAUCUGGUAAGGGAGAUCAUUGCGUAUAAAACAAACAUGAAUCAUAACGAUUACGACUCUUACAGAACAGCUGUUUGGAUGUCAACUUGCAGCUGUAUCUUGUCGAUACUCGGUUCUUUUGCAAUCUUUGGAUCAUAUAUAUUCAUACCGGAUAUACGGAACUAUUCCAGAAAGCUUGUCACGUGCCUGACUGUUGCAGACUUCUUGACAGCACUUGGAUAUCUUAUAUCUGCUUUGGCAUAUUUUAAGGGCACAACCGGAAAAGUAUGCACCGCCCAGAGUGUGAUAACAACAUAUUCAAGUCUUGUUUCAUUUUAUCUAACCGUCUUCAUAGCAAUCCACAUAUUUGCCACCGUAGUGUACAGACAGAACACAACUUCAUCGUGGAAAUUUCUACUUUGGGCUAACAUUAUAAGCUGGUUUAUUCCAGGGAUAAUAGUUGGAGUAGCUGAUAAAUAUCAAGUUCUUGGCAGUAAUGAAAAUUUUAAGACUAUAACGGAUCCAAGCAACGCAACUGUAGGCACAGGACCUUGGUGUUGGUUGAAGCUUCAAGACAAUCAGUAUCGGUAUAUUAUGUGGAUGUUCCUGACAGGAAAGGGAUGGGAAUUCUUAUGCUAUCUGAUAACUACAUCUCUCUACGUUCUUCUGAAAUUUUAUCUCUACUUGCGUUACAAGCGACACACGUUUACGGACAUACAUCAAUGUCUAAGAGAAGAUGAUCAAAACUAUCUUUAUGUUUGGUUUGUCCUCUACGUCCUACGGAUUUGGGGGUCGUUGCGAGCCAUUAUGCACAUUGCUUGUAAUGAAUGUAAAGCUAUAUCUGACAUAUUCAUGUACAUGCAAGCUGUGGGCGACCCGGGUCAGGCAUUUUGUAACUUUAUACUGUUUUGUUUUCUUGACGGAACUGUUAGGUCUUCUUUUUUCAAAUCAUGUUGUGGCUCGCCCCACAGUCCAGCCUCACAAAGGGAGAGGGAGCGAUUAAUUACAGGGAGUCAUAACUACGAUGUACAUAUAAAUGAACAUGAAGAGACGGACAGUGAAGGACAUGAACACUUUCUAGAACCAUCUGGAAAUUACUCCAGUUUUGCCACAAGCCAGCAAGACAGAUCCACUCAACGAGUCCAAGAGACAUGCGAUAGUAGUCCGAAAAACGUUUCCGUGCAAUCAAGAUGUUCUGCCAGCUCAGGUGCGAACAAAACCUCUGGUCUGGCGCACUUUGCAAACACACAAGACAAGGUAUGCUUUAUAACUGCAUAUUCCAGUAUUGUUUCGUUUAAUCUAACGGUUUUCCUAGCAAUCCAUAUAUUCACCACUGUUGUGUACAGAACUGACAAAACUUCAACACGGACGUUCCUGCUUUGGGCUAACAUUAUCAGUUGGUUUAUUCCAGCAAUAAUUAUAGCAGUAGCUGGUGUAAAUGGUGUUCUUGGUAGAGACACUGAAGAAAGUAUGGGUACUGGUCCAUGGUGUUGGAUUAAGCGUCAGCACAAAUAUUACAUAUUCUGGGUAUUUUUGGCGGGAAAAGGAUGGGAAUUUUUAUGCUAUCUUAUAACUACUUCUCUAUACGUGCUUCUGAAGUUUAAUAUGUUCCUACGACACAGACAUGAAACGUUCGCAGACAUACAUGAAAGCCUAAGAGAGGAUGAUAAAAAUUACCUAUAUGUUUGGUUUGUUCUCUACAUUCUACGACUUUGGGGUUCCGUGCGGUUAAUGAUGGACAUCGCGCAUGCAGAUACAGAAAACGCAGGAGAAGAAAUAUCUAAAAUAUUCAUGUACAUGCAGGCUGUUGGCGAUCCUGGUCAGGCAUUUUGUAAUUGUAUACUCUUUUGUUUUCUUGACGGAACUGUUAGGUCUCAUAUACUGGAUGCCUGCCGUGGAACGCCUCAACAUCUGGUCUUAAAUGAUGAGCGGGAGAGACUAAUUGCAGCAGACGAGACAAACCAUGGACCUGACGAUGGAUCACCAGCUUCUUGUAUUGGAAAUUAUAGCGACUUUACACAAUCUAUAAGACUGUCAGGAAAGUAUUCAAGCUUUGAUGCAACCAGGCAUGAAAGUUUUUCUCUUAAGAAUACGAGCAGAAGUAAAGUUUCGAAAAAGUUAUCAGUCCAAUAAAAAGUCACUGUUGUCCGUUUAUUUAUCUGCAUCCAAAUUUAAGACAGAAAUGAUUAAAAUCACGAAAUAAUAAAUACUUUAAAAUAUUUGCAACUUGAAUUAAAUAUGUUUAUAAUGUCCAUAUAAUACAAUUAUUGCACUUUAGGAAGUAGUAUACCCUGUUACUAGGGUACAUUCAAAUUAGUUGAAAUGUAGUAAUUUUUUUUUGUAUUUCGCGUAAUUUAAUAUUUUAGUUGUUACAAUCUCAAGUUCGAUUAUCUCUGUCCCUUCAAGAACGAACAUUUUUUUAUCCUGAUUUGAUGUACAUGACCCGCCAAAGGUAUUUUAUAUUGAAAGAAGAAGGAAAGUACGGAUAUUUACCACUUGUCAGUGUAAUCUGGUUUCACUGUUACACGUAGAAGUUUGCUUAGUUGAUAUUUUACUAGUAUGCGCGUUAGCUUUCUAAUACAAGCUUAAAAUGCAUAUGUCGCGGGGCCUGUGUUUCCAUUGUAACGCAUUUGUUCUCAUUUUUUAACAACUAUGUAUGAUAUCGGGUUUUUCGAUGGCUUCAGUGCCAAUCUGUUAAUGAUCAACAUGGCAUAUUAGAGUAAUAUUAUUAGCAGAAUACAAAACACUUUACAUGAUACCCUAUUUAUCUUAACGUUUAAAGUAACCAUGGCAACAGAUAUGUUUAAAAUAUCUUAUAUCUUGCUUUUUAUCGCAAUUUCUUAGAAAAAGUAAGUAAUAUGUUCGUAUUAUUUGCAUUUAUUUAAACAAAUUUCAAAGCUUAGAAUACUUACAGAAGUCUGACAUUGUUAAGGAAAAAUCAUUGUGCUUGCAAUUAUUAUUCUCAUGGCUAGUGUUGAAAUACAGAUAAAAAGCUGAAGCUGUGUUUCUUAAAUAGACCGUUGUCAACGCCUUUGUAUUUCACAUUUUGCUAUGUAGGUUACGGGAUUCGUUUCUAUGGUAACAUUGAUUUAAUUCAAGAAAUCACUAUUUUCUACUGAAUUUUUUUUGAACAAUUUCAGAGCAUAGUUUUAGUAUAUAAGUACCAAAUUAUCAGUGGAUACAGAAAAAUAGGUAUUACAAAUCAAACUGUCCAAUUUUUAUUUGAAAAUGGCUGCCGUAAAAGUAACCUUUCACCCAACUAUAUACCAAAUAACAUCAGUCUUACAUUCCGAAUAACUUUUCAAUAUAACUACAUAAUAGUCUGCCUAUAUAUCCAAAAAAGAGGCCUAGAAAUUGCCUUUGAUGGCAUUUUUUGUUAAUGCCCGACAGCCAUGUUCAUUGUUUACUUAAUUAAAAUUGGAAAAAUUUCAGGGGGGCUGUCGCCUUCUAAGGGUCAUAGUAAGGUCACAGCACAAGGUCAAAGGUCAGUAAGUGCAUUUUUGUGAUAAACGUCAGAUUUUCAUCAUUUCUGCUACCUUCUAACAGAGAUUUUCAGCUUACUUCGAUGCUUACUGCGGACCCCGGACUGGGAACUUACUACAGGGGUUUUCUCAAACUGUUUGUAAGUUUGUUUGUUUUGUUUCUUUGCAAAACUGAACAGCGGCGUAUUUAGCAUCCGGUUCUAAUGCCGUAAUACUGUUUCUAUUUAAAAUAUCCGAGAAAAGAUAGUUAUAAGAUUUAAAAUCCAUUGCAUUGCAUUUAUGAAUUACAGAUAUACAUGUAUUUUGUCUUACAAGCAUUCGUAACAGUGUGGGCGCAUUUUUAUAAAAAAAUAUCCUUUUACCUUUUAUACCUUUUUUAUUAACGUAUCUAUUAUACUCAGAUCUUUCGACAUCGCAAACUUAUUCCUUUUUAUCUGAAGUGUAGCAACUUAUUUAAAUGCUUGUCAAUUUCGUGAGGAUCUAGCCAGUAUUCGCUAGCUGUUAAUUCAACGAUCAACAUACCUUUUAAUCAAGGAUUUAAACCAAUGACCACCUGGUAAGGAGACAGACACUCUUCCCCUUCCCCUGUGCCUCAAGAGGUUCGCCUAUUUAAGACCAGGGAAUCAAAACAACAGUAUGUUACAAUUUAGUUGAAUAUUUGGUAUCAAAGAAUGUAUAUAGUGAUUUUGGAAACAUGGUUUCGUACUAAUGCACUCGGGUUGCUGAAAUGCUAUUGUACGACGCACAAUUUUGAAAAUGCACGAUACGAUGCGUGACAGUUAAAUGCACCGCGGUAAAAUGUCUUACUUGGUAUUAUACAUAUAUAUUCUGAACUAUUUCAAACCCUACAAAGUCAUUUUUAUACGGUACGGAAUUCAUUCAGUUUUCCCGGUCACGUUAUCUUAUCAGGAUAAAUUAUUAAACCAAUAUAUACCGUGAGUUUUCAUGAAUUUAAAUAUUUGUCCAAGUUCCCUAAAACCGAGUAUCUACACAUACCAUGUGUAUGCAUGUGUUCGAAAAGGUACAGGACCAAAAAGCUUUGUCAAUGAUAAAGGCUCGUCUCGACUACUAAGCUGGUUGUAUCAAAUGACCACACCGAAUUGUUCAAAUGGUGUCAAAAAUAUAAUUUCGUUGACAAUUCUAUGCAUGCACUCAGGCCAUAAAACAUUUUUGGAAUAUAAUCGGAAUUUGACCUUGAACGCGUCCCAUGCCUAAUGUUCACAAAACAAUUUUCGGUCUCCGCUGGGUUUUAGAUUGGCAUUUUGACUGCCAGUUUUAAUGGUACUUAAAGAUUAAAUUCCAGCUGAGAAUGAUAAUUCAUACUGAGUAGUCACUUUAAGAUAGUAAAUUUAAAACAACUUUUAACAUGCAAUUCUGUUAUCAGAUUAUGAAAAUAUGAAGUGGCUAUUUCCUUUUUGAUCUCCAAACAUGCUGAUACAUAACUAAUUCAGGAUAUUUUAGCUUAAAUAUUGUAAUGUAUCGGAUCUCGUUUUGACGGGGUUGAAAGAUACAUGUAUGAGAACUUUCAGUAUGUUAAGACAAAGUGUUGAAAUAAAUCAUUCAAGAUAUUUCAGUAAAACUUCUAUUUUAUCGAACAUUAGAUACAUUAUCAAAAUUAAUGAAAAUCAAUGACCUUUUUCGUACAGAAUUCUACUAGAACACGGUAUAUAUACUAUACAACAAAAAAUAAACGGACUUUAAUUUCAUUCGGGAUGUUUUAUUAUUUUUAUCAAUAAUAUUUUGUACUUCGUUUAUUUUAUUAUGUUGCUAGGAAAAAGACUAGUCUAGGAAUUGUAUGGACGGACACAUAUCAAAUUCAGGAAUCGCCGUUAUCUUCAAAUCCAUGUCUCAAAUUGUAUUAUUAAUGCAUGAACAUAUUAAGGUAAAUUAUUAUCGUAGUAAAGUGGGUUCGAAACUUCACAUGUCAUAUCGUUCGAUUCGCACGGAGGUUAAGUAACGCCAGAAAAGUCCCAAGAUAUAAAAAAAAAUAAUGUUAAAUCAUACGGAUAAUUGAAUAAACAUGCUUAACGCAAGUAAAAUGUGACAGCGUAUUUAGAUGACAUCAGAAUAUUGCGUUAUGUGUUUUAAAUGUAGCCUGUUCACUAUCCAUAUAUUUUCAAACGUAUGUAUUGUAUAACAGCAGAUAAUCUCAAAAUACACUAAUUUGUACAAUGAAGGCAAAAGUUACAACACAUAUAGGUAAAAGAAACAUAUAUACCAUAAGUAUGUUUUCUGUUUUGCGAACCUUUAAAUAUUUUGAGAAAACCCCUACUGUAAGUACGCAGUCCGCUGUCCGCAGUCCGUGUCGAAGUAAAUUGAAAACCUCUAUUAAUAUAAACCUGUUAUUGUUCGGUGAUAAUUAUGAAUUUGAGAAGUAAAAUAAAUUACUUUAAAUAGAUUUAUUGCAUUUGAGACUGGCAAAAUUAAAAACGACUAAAGUUAUUUCUAUAGAAUGAGCUUAACUUUUCAUACGCUUUGCUAUUUUGUUCAUUUGUGAAAGAUAUCUUUCUCAUGUUUCUAAAAUUUCCGUUUUCAGGCUAACAAUUUCCAUAAAUGCUGGUUGAGUACCUAUAUGAUUGUCUGUAUGAACACAACAGGUAGAAAGUUCUAUGGCGCGUAUUUUAUAAAGAUUAGUACAGUCAAACUUAAGGGGCAUCCGUGACCGAGUGGUUGAGGUCGCUGACUUUAAAUCAGUUGCCCCUCACCGAUAUGGGUUCGAGCCUCACUCGGGGCGUUGAAUUCUUCAUGUGAGGAAGCCAUCCAGCUGGCUUACGGAAGGUCGGUGGUUCUACCCAGGUACCCGCUCAUGAUGAAAUAAUGCAUGGAGGGGCACCUGGGGUCUUCCUCUAUCAUCAAAGCUGGAAAAUUGCCGUAUGACCUAUAAUUGUGUCGGUGACGUCAAACCUAACAAUAAAACUCCGUUUGCUCGAAUUCGGAUUAUCCAAUUACUACUUUUGACUCGAACUCAGCUGCAGGUCUGUAUAAUGUAUACGUUGGCUUGUACUACUGAUAUCUCGAACACAUUUUGCUAGUCCCGUCGAGCUCUAGCAAACAUGGUUUGACUGUACUAACCGUUGCCAGAUCUAAAGACUCGGUUAGAUUAAGUCUAUUUGUGGGAUAGUUUGCAUUGUGCAAAUUCUCUCAAGCAUUAUCUCAAAUGGUCUAUGCUGUCAAUCAAGACUCUAUUCCAAUGGUUUACGCAUGUGCUGUAGCAAUUUUAUGAAUGUGUGGGCGUUCAGAAAUACUAUCUAUGAAUAAAAAUCAAGCGAUAGUUAAUCAAAAUGUAAAUAUAGAUAUAAGAUAACUGUAAAUGUUAUGUGUGUGUGUGUAUAGUUUUGAAUCAGCUAAAAAUUAUUUUGCACAUGAACAUUAGGCUUUUGUCAGAACUGGUAGCCGCUCUUCAAUUGUUUACAGUAUCUACAAUUUUGUAACUAUUUGUUUAUGUUGGUCCUAUAGAUGUAAUAACUUCAAAAAGGCUUGACCUGACAGGAAGUGAGGGUGUAGAAGCAAAGCCAAAGAUAAUAAGGAUCGAAACAGAAAUAGCGUGCUGAAUUGUCAGAAAAAAAGAUGCAGAUACCGCAUUAAGAGCUUCGGUGAUAGUUCUUGAAAUGUGUUACAUAAUUACAAAUACAUAAAGUAUGAUAAUAAAAGCCUGACCGAUAGUGAAAAAAGAACAAAAUUACAGCAAAUCAAGAAAAUAAUGUAUAAAUUAACUAGUUGAAAUCCUACAGAUCUGUUCUUUUCUGUUUAUUACCGUACAUAUACUGUGUAUACCUAUGAUGUGACCAAUAUUCAGAUAUUCCUCUGACAUGAUCCUAUUUAAGCAUCACCGCGAGCAUCACCGCACGGACAAAUUAACAUAAAUAUAAAAUCAUAUUAUAAAUCAUCACCUGAUUUGAAAUAAUUUCUUUAGGAGCUGAAGAAGCAUCUCAUAUAAAACUAUUAUAAAAAUGUUACUUUCAACAGUAUUUCAGUCAUUUUACGGCAGUAAAUUAACCUAAUCAGUGCUUCAGGGCCUCUACAAGUAGUAGCCUUUCCCCGCAAGUAACUGCCAACUCCUCCAGAACGAAAUUACUUCUGACAAUGUCUAUUAUCAAAUAGUCAUGGAGAACAUACACCUCUCCCGGGGAUCUAACUCACGACCUCGCGAUCCUUAGGUAUGCGCUCUCCUUAUUGAGCUAAAAAAACUUGGUUGUAUACAUGACAUUAAAGAGAUUUUAACUUUUUACGUGAAAAUUUUUAUACAUUUAAAUGUAAGUCUUUUUCCGCUCUAGUCUUCUUCCUUAAAACCUGUCAUAUUUUCUCUUUCACGCACAUUUCUCAAAAUGUGUACAAUACAUGUAUUCUUUUUAUAGCUGAUACCUUAAAUAACUAAGAAGUCAUUUUUAAAAUUUCAGUUUUGACCUUGACAUGUCUGUGACCUUGAAAUUAUAUUGAAAUAUCCCUUUGAUACGACAGUACCAAAAAUAUUUCUGUAGUUGAUCCACAUAUAAAGAUUAGCAAACAUGUAAAGUAUAACAUACUUUACCAUCGUAUGCCACUUUUCCCAGAUAUAUAUUAUUCUAUAUAAUAUAAUAUAUAUCACAAAUGUGUAUAUAUACUUUUAAAAUUAUCAUCAGUUUUAUAAAAUACUAAAGGGCGUCUAGCCACAAUAUUUAAACCAAUUAAAUUGGUAUAUGAAAAUAAAAUGAGUGCAAAAUGGUAUUGUGUAUUUGUAAAUGCACCCAUUUGACCUUUGACCCAAUUAUACAGUAAAGAAGAAUCCUAGAAGGCGACAGCCCUUUUUAAAUUUCAUGUUUUAUCCUAAGGAACACUUUUAUACUAAUAUACGAGCAUUAACAAAAAAUGCCAUCAGAAGUCACAUUUUCUCAAGAUAUUGGUAGACUAUAAAAGCCGCAAAAUGUUGAACAUUUUUCAAAGCGAAAGACUCAUAAAAAUAUUUCAGCAAAUGGUGGCUGUUAAAAAAAGUUCAAAUAAAAGAAAUUGCUCAGAAUUACGUACAUUCAAAGUAAAAGCUAUUAAUUUUGCGCGGUAACUGACACGUAACGUCAUGACGUCGAUGACGUCAUUUUAAGGCAACAAUGUUUUGUAACGUUUCUGUAUUUAUCAAUCGAUUAAGCAUCAGAUCAGGGACAGGAUAAUGAUUUUUUUCCAAAGGAAUAAAUAUACAAACACAUUAAAAUUGUCGUAAACCUUGUCGUAAAUCGUCACGUUAGCUUCCGGUUGGGCAUGCGCACAUACAAAUGUUAAGGUAACCUAUCUCCUUAAUUUGACAACAGAAUGUUUUACACGUUAUAUUAAAUAUUAUACAGUUGUUGGCUCGUGAAUCAAUGAGUAUGAUGAAAUAUUCACUAGAAGGACGAACAAUAAAUAAUGCACAUACAGACUCAAGCUUAUAUUCUCCUUUUUUUUAGGGUAGAGAUAUUUGUAAUUUAAAUAAUUUGAAGAUUUGUAGAAUAAAAUACUGCAAGCUUAAACGACGGAAUUAACGAAUAUUCAAAGUAUUCCAGUAAUUGAAUAGCUUGCCGGUCAUUGGUAAAAUCUAUCGAUCGAGGUCUGAAGGUUAUUAAUUCUCACAGUUUUAUUUUAAAAUUUUUGACAUAAAAGCCCAGUAAACAUUGAAUACACAGCGGUUAUAUAGCCCGUACUACGGACCGGCUAUUUAUAUAAGGAGUCAUGCAAUGAUUUUUAAUGAAUUACAGCGUAAGUGAAUAAUAUUAUAAUAUAAUAUAUUUAUGUACAUGUAGUAUAAUUGAAUAUUUGCCAGUGCUGUGUUUAUAUAUGUACAUUUCUUUCAUUGUAUGCGAAUUGUAUUCAUGUUUCUCGUCUCAUAGUGGAAUAGUGGAAUAAAAGAUAAUCUAUCUA
This is a messenger RNA of Mercenaria mercenaria, 10097 nucleotides long. RefSeq lists its product as uncharacterized. Gene Ontology annotation, molecular function: G protein-coupled receptor activity. Gene Ontology annotation, biological process: cell surface receptor signaling pathway; adenylate cyclase-activating G protein-coupled receptor signaling pathway. The record is from RefSeq and is a predicted model, not a curated record. The transcript is spliced from 11 exons. Gene Ontology annotation, cellular component: plasma membrane. Lineage: Eukaryota; Metazoa; Mollusca; Bivalvia; Venerida; Veneridae. Bases 163 to 2883 code for a protein of 906 amino acids.